GGCAAAACGACGGGGAUAGCAUGAAUGUUGUUGUUUCUCGUUCAGUUGGAUUUGUCCAGUCGUAGUGUGCUAUACCGCGAGAAGUCGAAAAUUUUCGGAUAGUGUGAAAAGUGAUCACGGCUUAUCGUGGUUAAAUGUGAUUUUUUGAUACAGCAGGACGUUAUUAUUCUAGAAUGGCCGAUGGUAGCAGCCCGCAGGAUGGUAAUGGAGGACGAAGCCGCGCCAGAGGAUUUACUGGUUCCUCUCGCGGUGGAUACAAUGGUGGAUCGUCACGUGGCAACAACCGACACAGUAGUGGAGCCGGAUGGCCAGGGUCGGAAGAGCAUGCCCCAAGAGGACAAGUGGGCAGUUUCCAACACCGUGAUAGUUUGCCCGGUAGCAGUCGUUCAUCUCGGCCCUAUUCGCCACCGCCAAGGGCGGAUGAGUCUAAAAUACGUCCUGUGGACGAGAUGGCUGCACUUGUUCAUAAAACGGAGUCCUCGGGUGGCCAAAGGGGACGUGGAGCUGGAGCAGCUGGCCGAGGUGGAAUGAGAGGCAAGCGGUUUCUACCGGAGAUUUGUCGUACCAGAACCGAUACAACUGUUUCAAAGCAAGGUUCUAGCGGAAGACAAGUGAUGCUGCAGACAAAUUAUUUCCGUAUAGUGCGAAAUGAAGACGAACGUAUUUUCCAGUACAGAGUUGAUUUUACUCCACACGUUGAGAGUAACAAACAAAUGAAAUCUCUCAUGUUCAACUUGAAGUCUAACAUUGGGGGAUAUUUAUUCGAUGGCACAAUGUUAUUUACCCGAAAUAAACUUUGUACUGAAGAGAUCACGUAUACUACAAAAGAUAGCACUACAGAGGAAGAGUAUGUCGUAAAACUACGACGAACUGGCGUAGUAGACGGUACAAACGAAACUGCAUUUGUUAUUUUCAACUUGAUUAAUCGUAAAGCUAUGGCCGGUUUAAAGUUGCAGCUGAUUGGUCGCAGUUAUUUUGACGCUGAAGCGAAAGUGUCUGUUAGACAGUACGGCAUUGAGCUGUAUCCUGGAUACGUUACUAGCAUCCGGCAGCACGAAAAAGAUGUUUUGAUGUGUGCAGAGUUAACGCAUCGAGUCAUGCGCACGGACACCUGUUAUUCACUGUUUGAGCAGUGUAUGAAUCAGAGAGGCAAUUUCCGCGAUAAUUAUAAACGAAUGGUUUUGGGUUCUGUUGUAAUGACCACGUAUGGAAAUAACAAAACAUACACAAUUUCCGACGUGGAUUUCAACGUAACCCCAGAGAGUUCUUUUGAGACCAAAAAUGGAUCGCUCACCUUUAUGAAGUACUUCAAAGAUCGCUACAACGUAAAUAUAAGAGAUCCCCGUCAACCGAUGUUGGUGUCUCGACCAAAGUCGCGCGAUAUUCGGGCUGGUCUACCAGAGUUGAUCUACUUGGUCCCGGAAUUGUCACGUAUUACCGGUAUCACAGAUGAUAUGCGCAAGGACUUCCAUUUGAUGCGUGCCCUUGCUGAUCAUACACGUUUAACACCUGACAAACGCAUUGAGCGAUUAGAAGUGUUCAAUAGACGCUUGCAGCAAUGCAAAGAUAGCAGCGAAAUCUUCACUUUUUGGAAAACAGAAUUGGACCGUCGUUUGGUUGAAGUACCAGCACGCGUACUGCCGCCGGAAACUGUGUUUUUUCAUCCGGAGCAGGCUAACUAUCAAAUGCUGGCGGGCGAUAUGGCUGAAUGGCAAAUGGCAUUCCGCAACAAUCCCAUGUAUCUGACUGUUGCGCUCACCAACUGGGUGGUCGUAGUUCCUGGGGGUAGUGAGCGAUUAAUUGCCGAUUUUCUUCAAUGUUUGAAACAAGCGGCCCAUGGAAUGCACUUCCAGGUUGAAGAUCCCCGUCGGGUGGUCAUUCCGAACGAUUCUCCUGUUGUGUAUGUCGAACAACUCAGCCAAAUUUGUCAGCGCGAUCCACAGCUAAUAAUGUGCUUAGUAACGAAUGACAAAGUUGAUCGUUAUGCUGCUAUUAAAAAGAAGUGCUGUGUAGAACGUGCAGUUCCUACUCAGGUUAUGAAAACACGCACUAUUACACCCAAAGGCGGGAAUGUUCGUACACUUAUGUCUGUUGCCACCAAGGUUGCCAUUCAGAUGAACUGUAAACUCGGUGGUAUUCCAUGGGUUUUAAAAAGUCCUUUGUCGUCAGUCAUGGUACUAGGAUUUGAUAUCUGCAAAGAUUCAAAGGACAGAUCCAAGGCUUACGGAGCAUUAGUAGCGUCAAUGUAUGGAGGAGGAAUUAAGCAUCCCAAGUAUUUUUCAACGGUUAACCAGCACAGUAAUGGCGGGGAAUUGUCCAGCUUUUUAGCUAUAAAUGUAAUCAAGGCCAUCCGUGCAUAUCAGGGCAGUUUUGGCGGUGCGUUACCGCAGCGUAUUGUUAUUUAUCGUGACGGUGUUGGCGAUGGUCAACUAAAUUAUGUCUUGGAACACGAGGUAGCUGCCGUCAAGGAAAAGUUAGAUGCAGCCUACAAAACAACUGAAAUGCCAUCGCGGUUGACCUUCUUCGUAGUGAAUAAGCGUAUUAAUACACGUCUUUUUGAGAACAGACGCAACCCGCCACCAGGAACAGUAGUUGACGAUGUCAUCACUUUGCCUGAAAGAACUGACUUCUAUUUGGUGUCACAAAGUGUACGCCAGGGCACAGUCUCACCAACCUCCUACAACAUCCUGCGGGACGAAUCUGGUCUCAAUGCUGAUAGACUGCAGCAGUACACUUUCAAGCAAACGCAUCUUUACUACAACUGGUCUGGAACGGUUGGCGUACCGGCUGUUUGCCAGUAUGCGCACAAGCUAUCUGCCCUUGCCGGACAGUUUUUGCAUCAGACGCCCAGCACUUGGCUGGAGAAGAAACUUUAUUACUUGUAAGAUAGUUGUAAGAUGUUCAAUGCUAUGUGCGAAUUUCUUUUACUUUUGCGAUAAUCAUAUUAAAUAUAACACUGUCUUAGACGUUUAAUCUCCCA
Molecule: messenger RNA, 2980 nt
Organism: Wyeomyia smithii (pitcher-plant mosquito)
Lineage: Eukaryota; Metazoa; Arthropoda; Insecta; Diptera; Culicidae
Product: protein aubergine-like
Exons: 5
Coding region: 174-2885 (903 amino acids)
Biological process (GO): regulatory ncRNA-mediated gene silencing
Cellular component (GO): P granule
Molecular function (GO): protein binding; piRNA binding
Source: RefSeq, a predicted model, not a curated record